Messenger RNA from Durio zibethinus, 1619 nucleotides. RefSeq names its product UDP-glycosyltransferase 79B6-like. Lineage: Eukaryota; Viridiplantae; Streptophyta; Magnoliopsida; Malvales; Malvaceae. The record is from RefSeq and is a predicted model, not a curated record. Gene Ontology annotation, molecular function: UDP-glucosyltransferase activity.
AUCAGGAACAACUGCAACUAACCAUAUCUAGCUAGUACAAUUACAAUUAUAAAUACUUGGUUUCAAAAUUUAGAUUGUAGAGCUGUACUUUUCCGCAAAAGAUUUCGCUAUUUAGUUAAUUAGAGAUCUGGUCAACAAUUUUAUCCUGAAAUUUCGACUACUUUGAUUUUCACAUAGCCUUCGUCACCUAUAGCCAGAAAUCAAAGCAGAACCCUUGCUGCAGCAUCACCAACAAAAAAAAAAUGCCAGAAACCAACAGUUCGGACAUUCACAUCCUCAUGUUUGCAUGGUUUGCCUUUGGUCACAUGACUCCAUUUCUCCACCUUGCUAACAAGCUGGCUAAAAGGGGUCAUAGGAUAACUUUCGUAUUACCGAAAAAAGCUGUGAACCAAUUGGAACAUUUGAACCACUAUCCUGAUUUAAUCUCUUUCCAUCCUGUUACUGUUCCUUCAGUCACUGGUCUCCCUCCUGGUACCGAGACUUGCUCUGAUAUCCCCAUUUUCUUGACCCAUUUCCUCUCCAUUGCCAUGGACCUUACCAGGGAUCAAGUUGAAAGUGUCAUGACUUCGAUUAAACCGAAGCUGGUUUUUUAUGAUACUGCUCACUGGAUUCCUGACAUAGCCAAACCACUUGGGAUCAAAACUAUAUGUUUCAAAGUUGUUUGUGCUGCAUCACUAGCUAUUGUUUUGGUUCCAGCACGAAAUCUGACCAGCGAAAGGCCUAUAACUGAGGCUGAAUUGGCUGAGCCACCACCUGGUUACCCUUCUACUUCGGUAGUGUUGCGUGGCCGUGAAGUCCAGUCUUUGUUAUUUGUAUCAAACCCUUUUGGAGAAGGAAUAACGUUUCACGAGAGAAUCACCUUGGCAUUGAAGAAUUGUGAUGCUAUAUCAUUAAGGACUUGUCGUGAAGUUGAAGGGAAGUUUUGUGAUUAUCUUGGAAGUCAGUAUGAGAAACCAGUUCUUUUAACAGGUCCAGUUUUGCCUGAAGAGUCCGAGUCUCCAUUGGAUGAACGAUGGGGUAAUUGGUUAGCCGGAUUUGAACCAGGUUCAGUGGUGUAUUGUUCCUUUGGGAGCCAGAUCAUUCUUGGAAAGACUCAGUUCCAGGAACUUAUGUUAGGGUUUGAGCUAACAGGGCUUCCCUUUUUCGUCGCCUUAAAGCCACCGUUGGAGGCUGCAACAAUUGAAGAAGCACUGCCUGAAGGGUUUGAAGAGAGGGUUAAAGGAAGAGGAGUGGUUUGGGGUGGAUGGGUGCAGCAACCAUUGAUGUUGGCUCACCCAUCAGUCGGAUGUUUUGUUAGCCAUUGUGGGUUUGGUUCAAUGUGGGAGUCUUUGAUGAGUGAUUGCCAAAUAGUGUUGGUUCCCCAAUUGGGUGACCAAAUCUUGAAUGCUAGGCUAAUGACUGCUGAGCUCAAGCUUGCUGUGGAGGUUAAAAGAGAAGAAAAUGGAUGGCUUUCAAAGGAGAAUUUGAGCGAAGCGAUCAAAUCUGUGAUGGAUAAGGACAGUGAAGUGGGUAAGUCGGUGAAGGAGAAUCAUAAGAAGUGGAGAGAUACAUUAAACCCUGAAUUGAUGAAUGGUUACAUCGAUAAGUUCGUCCAAGGCAUGCAUGAACUUGUAGAGUGA